Hibiscus syriacus is the source of this 1635-nucleotide messenger RNA. RefSeq lists its product as uncharacterized. Lineage: Eukaryota; Viridiplantae; Streptophyta; Magnoliopsida; Malvales; Malvaceae. Gene Ontology annotation, molecular function: microtubule binding. The coding region runs from base 1 to 1635 and encodes 544 amino acids. The record is from RefSeq and is a predicted model, not a curated record. The transcript is spliced from 5 exons.
AUGGGGACUGUUGCAAUUUCUGUAGAUUCCAAAUUAAAUGUUUGGGGGGCAAGAAGUGGGGAAUCAACUUCGUAUCUUCAUAAGCCACCAAAGGUUUUAAGCAGUGUUGGUCCUUCACCAAAAAGGAUUUCCUUUGGUGCUAAGAAUGUCGGAAUGGAAAAGGAUCCAAAGUCUGUUGCAGGAUAUAGAGGAACUACAGUAUUAAAAACUCCUUUGGGUGGUGCAAGAAACAUUGUGCCUAGGUCUAAGCCAUCUUCGAAAUCUUCUUCUUGCUCCCCAGCCUCGACCAAAACGGAGCUGAAUUUUUCUUGUUCCUCACUUGAAAGUUGCGCCAGUAUUUCGUCUAACAGAACUAAUUUAUCUUCCUUCAAUUUGAUUAAGCAUAAAAAUGGCUCCAGAAUUGUACCAAAAAGUAAAAUUCAAGCAGGAUGUUCAAAGCUCCCAACUAUUUUGAAGUCUUCUAGCAAGAUCUCUUCCGGUAUAUCUCCUGCAAGCUCUAUCAGUGAAUGCCUUAGCUCUGGCUCCCGCAAGGGACCUGCUAUAAAUCGUGACACUCAAUCACAGAACCAUCCUACAGGUAAGUGCUCACGAGGAGAUGGUGCUGAGGUUACUGGCUCGCUUAAUGAAAUUGAAAACAAAGUUUCAGCUGGAACUAGUAAACUUCUUCAUCCAACUUCAGUGAAACCCUCCGGCCUCCGCAUGCCAUCACCAAAACUUGGCUUCUUUGAUGGGGUACGAUCAUUGGGACGCACUCCGAAUGGGAGUAUGCUGUCUCACCCUGGUGUACCUAGUGGUUUGCCUAAAAUUGGAGCAAAAAACACUAGUCCAAGUGGAAUCUCAAACAAGGCAAAGAUUGGAAAGCUUCAACCUGUUAGAACGCUUACUGCAAUCCAAAGCCCCAAGGUUGAUGUUAAGCAAAUUUCCACUGCUAUAAAUUCGAGAUCUUCCUUAUCUAUUCGAAAAUCUCCAAUUGCUGCAACAUUGGCACCAAGUUCUUCAAGGAACCUCAAAACCAGCCCUAGCAUAUCUCCAAAACUUCAGAAUAAAUCCUCUCCCAGAAAUGGUAUUGGUUCGGCCGAAAAAGUAGCAGGCCAGAGAAGCAAGGAUGGUGCUGACACAAAGGAUACCAAGAUUGUUCCUGUCGAUGGAGAACUUGAAACAACUUCUAAUGUAGCUUCCAAGUCCGAUGUUGAAAACACAAUUGCAUCAAAAGAAGCAGCUGAAAAUGACACGCACAAGAAUACAUACCUCAAUACUAAGACAGUUUUCUUCUAUGACGCCAGCAAGAAGGAAGAAGCUCCCGCCGAAGACGAAAUCGACAUUGUUAAGAAAGAACCUAUUGCUAAGUUUGAGAACAGUUUGUCAAAUGCCACUCCAACCUCUCCAUCCCCAAUGACCUCUGAAGUUACUUGUGGCCCAAGGGUACCUUUCUCAGUCAAGGGUUCUUUUUACAAUACGGAUGCAUCACAUGAUGUAUUAUCAGGAUUAGCAGCAGCCGAGAAGACAACCCCAGUACCAUGUCUGGAGAGCAUCUUUCCUGAGAAUAAUAUCUUACUGCAGCAGUCUAGUUUCAGAUUCUUUCAAGGUACCUUGGUAUGUGCCUUUUUCAAUGAUUCUUAUUUGGAACUUUUUUGA